Molecule: messenger RNA, 2274 nt
Organism: Bombus impatiens (common eastern bumble bee)
Lineage: Eukaryota; Metazoa; Arthropoda; Insecta; Hymenoptera; Apidae
Product: carboxypeptidase M
Exons: 10
Coding region: 466-1947 (493 amino acids)
Biological process (GO): proteolysis
Cellular component (GO): cell surface
Molecular function (GO): metallocarboxypeptidase activity; zinc ion binding
Source: RefSeq, a predicted model, not a curated record
AGUGGCUUUCAUUAGUAGUGGUGGAGGUGGUGGUAGUGAGCGCGCGGCACACUUCGCGCUUCUCUUUGUAAGUUCUCACAGUACCACGCACCUUGGCUUACUCUCGCAGGUGAAAUAAACUGUUCCUUCAGCGCGAUUCCAUUCCGUUUAUCGUUUCCGCGGAAUUAUUCUCUCUUUUUUUAUGAUUAUUCACGUAACCGUGUUUGUAAAAAAUCGAAAAUCUUAAUGUGUUCAACCGCGAGAAACGGCCUCGGCCCUGCUACUGUUACUAGUGUACUAUGUCAUUGAGAGGAUCUGUUUGAACGAACGAAGAAUCAGAUAUCUCUCGGCGACCUUUCUGUCGCCACGUGCUUCGUGUUCUCUGCAUCUUUUUCGCAAAUUCGCCGAUCUUCCACGCGUACGAUUCACCGAAUUGGCCAGUUCCAUCACCAACGUCCCUGCGCUUCACGUAAUUAACGAGCCAGAAUGUAUGGACCGAUUUUCUUCGUUACCAUUCUCGGAGCAUUUCAUGAAAUUGCCGCCGCCUCGCAACACAUUAACAAAGAUCUCACGAAUCACUACAAUGCUCGUUUUCACGUUUACGAAGAACCGUACAGUAUCGACUUCACGUAUCAUAAUUACGAGCAAAUGAGUCGUUUUCUUCGGACAACAUCUCUUCGAUUUCAAAACCUCACUGCCUUAUAUUCUAUAGGAAAAUCCGUGAAAGGUCGCGAUUUGUGGGUAAUGGUUGUUUCUUCCUCGCCUUACGAGCAUAUGAUCGGUAAGCCCGAUGUAAAAUAUGUGGCCAAUAUACAUGGGAAUGAGGCUGUAGGUCGUGAAUUAAUGUUACAUCUAAUUCGCUUCCUUGUCACCAGUUAUGGAUCAGAUCCAUAUAUUACGUGGCUUUUAGACAAUACCAGAAUUCAUAUUCUUCCAUCAAUGAAUCCUGAUGGUUUUGAAGUUUCGAAGGAAGGAUAUUGCGAAGGUGGUCAAGGCAGGUAUAACGCACGCGGUUUCGAUCUCAAUCGAAAUUUCCCCGAUUACUUCAAACAGAACAACAAAAAAAGUCAACCGGAAACAGAAGCUGUAAAGGAAUGGGUCUCUAAAAUUCAAUUCGUUUUGUCUGGAAGCUUACACGGAGGUGCCUUGGUUGCAAGUUAUCCAUUCGAUAACACACCUAACUCGCGAAUAUGCCGGUCAGCGCCAUUAUGUGCAGUGUUUCAGAGUUAUACUUCGGCGCCGAGUAUUUGUCCAGACGAUGACGUGUUUCAACACUUAUCGUUGGUGUAUUCCCGAAACCAUGGAUCUAUGUACCAAGGAUUACCCUGCUCGCCAUCUCAACCCGGCUUUAAAAAUGGUAUAACCAAUGGUGCACAAUGGUAUCCACUUACCGGUGGAAUGCAAGAUUUCAACUACGUAUGGAACGGUUGUAUGGAAAUUACAUUGGAACUUUCGUGUUGUAAAUAUCCUCCUGCUUCUGAUUUGCAAUUUUACUGGGAAGAAAAUCGCGUGGCACUUAUUAAAUUUUUAGCGGAAGCUCAUAGGGGUGUCCGUGGAUUUGUUAUCGACGAAAAUGGAAAUCCCAUUGAGAGAGCAUCUAUUAAAGUGAAAUCACGAGACGUUAGUUUUCUUACUACGAAAUAUGGUGAAUUUUGGAGAAUUUUACUGCCAGGAAUGUAUAAACUAGAGGUAUAUGCAAAUGGAUAUCUUCCACGUGAUGUAGAAUUUAGAGUAGUAGAACAACAUCCGACCUCUUUCAACGUAACAUUAUACAGAGCUAGCAGACAUCCAGGUGAGGAUGAAGCUGGAUCCAAUUUUUAUAAUGGAAACAGGGACCAUAUUAAUCGGGACCACGUGAUACAUUUUCGACCACAUUCUGGAACCAAUACUGCAUCCGAGACAAAUAGCGGAAUUUUUUCAUCCAUUAGUAACGGAUUCAACUCCUUCGUUAAUAAUUGGUUUGGGUGAUUAAUUAUGAGUUAGCGGACAACAAAUUUUUUAACAACACUGUUGUUUCAUAUUAAUUUCAUAAUGACCAACAGAGGCGAAACGAUGUUGAAAAUGUUUAUCAUUAUUUGUUACUCUAUCUGUUGUUAUAAAUGAUGAUAUAAUAAUUUAUAAAACGAAUAUUACUGAUGAAAUUGAAUCGGUUUCAAAUAACAAAGAAACUUACUUUGUUAUCUGAAGAAGUUCAGAGCAGACAUGCAGAGCUCAAAUUUAAGUAUAUAGAUAAAAUUGAACGUGUAGAUAUCAUAAUUUAUAUAGUGAGCAAAUAUUUAUAUUUUCUUAAUUUUA